Etheostoma spectabile (orangethroat darter) is the source of this 3800-nucleotide messenger RNA. RefSeq names its product nuclear receptor-binding protein-like. Gene Ontology annotation, biological process: protein phosphorylation. Lineage: Eukaryota; Metazoa; Chordata; Actinopteri; Perciformes; Percidae. Gene Ontology annotation, molecular function: protein serine/threonine kinase activity; ATP binding. The record is from RefSeq and is a predicted model, not a curated record.
AACUGCUGCCCCGCCCCUCCCACUUUUGCUGAGAGGGACAAGAGUAAAAACCCAACAACAUAUUUAUGACGAACUAGCUAGCAUUUUUGUCUAAACUUAUCUAUUUUUACUCCUUUUGUCAUCAGUAUGUAGCUAGCCCAAGACUCUUCAUUUGGCGGUAGUCUUCUGUUCCACGUCCCCCCCCCUCCCAGCUUGAGCUCUCUCUUGUUGAAAGUCAGGCCAGAAAGGAAAAUGGAUUUGUGACCAGCUCAAACAGAGAAAGUGGAAAGCAGCAAAGAGGCUUCCUAUUACUUCCUAGGGACGGAAGGCCAGCGACAUACAAUUUGUGUCAUGAUGUCGGAAGCACAGGAGAUAGGACCUCCGGUUACAGAGGGAAACAAACCAGAGGUCACAGCAGGACACAUGUCCAGUAAUAUUCAACAGGUAGAAAGUGGAGCAUCUGUGUCUUCGCCUGUGGCCUCCAUACAGCCUCCUGCUACCACAGCAACGGAGGAUGAGGAUGAGAGUGAAGAUGAGUCAGAGAUCUUGGAAGAGAGUCCCUGUGGCCGCUGGCAGAAACGCAGAGAAGAGGUGAAUCAGCGUAAUGUCCCAGGUAUAGAUGCUGCAUACUUGGCCAUGGACACAGAGGAAGGGGUAGAAGUAGUUUGGAAUGAAGUCAUGAUCUCCGAGAGGAAGAACUUCAAACUGCUAGAGGAGAAAGUGAAGGCAGUAUUUGAUAACCUCAUCCAUUUGGAACAUGCCAAUAUCGUCAAGUUUCACAAGUACUGGGCCGACACAAAGGAGAACCGGGCCAGGGUGAUUUUCAUUACUGAAUAUAUGUCAUCAGGAAGCUUGAAGCAAUUUCUAAAAAAGACAAAGAAGAAUCACAAAACCAUGAAUGAAAAGGCUUGGAAGAGAUGGUGCACACAGAUCCUGUCUGCUCUCAGUUAUCUCCACUCAUGUGACCCUCCCAUCAUCCAUGGCAACCUGACCUGUGACACCAUCUUUAUCCAACACAACGGGCUCAUCAAGAUCGGAUCAGUUGCCCCAGACACCAUUAACAACCACGUGAAGACGUGUCACGAGGAACAGAAGAAUUUGCACUUCUAUGCCCCAGAAUAUGGAGCUGUUGAUGAUGUCACCACGGCUGUAGACAUCUACUCGUUUGGCAUGUGUGCCUUAGAGAUGGCGCUCUUGGAAAUCCAGGGAAAUGGGGAGUCCUAUUUCGUUUCUCAGGAGGCCAUCAACAAUGCCAUACAGUUACUGGAGGACCCACUGCAAAGGGAGCUAAUCCAGACGUGCCUCGAGUGUGAUCCCAGCACAAGGCCUACAGCCCGAGAGCUACUGUUUAACCAAGCUCUGUUUGAAGUACCGCUGCUAAAACUUCUGGCUGCACAUUGUAUUGUCAGCCACCACCACAUGAUUCCUGAGAAUGCCCUGGAGGAGAUCACAAAGAAGCUGGACCCUAACCUGGUCAUCGCUGAAAAAAAAGACCACAUUCAGCUUAAGCUUUCACAGUUUCCUGCCUUGGAACUUGAUAAAUUCCUGGAGGAUGUAAGAAACGGUAUUUAUCCAAUGACGGCGUUCGGGCUGCCCUGUCCUCAGCAGCCUCAACAGGAGACUGUUAAAUCUCCCAUUGUCGUCCCUUUGGUCAAAUCCCCCACCCCCGAACCUGCAGAGCUCGAGACACGGCGAGUCAUUCAUAUGCAGUGUACUUUUGAAUCUGUCGAGGAGGGAACCAAGUAUCAUAUAACAUUACUGCUGAAACUGGAGGACAAAAUGAAUAGACAUCUCAGCUGUGACAUGUUACCUCAUGAGAAUCUUCAAGAGGUGGCUGAAGAGUUGGUGCAGCUGGGCUUAAUAUGUGAGAUGGACCAAAACAUAAUCGCCUCUCUACUUGAGGAAUCAUUCAGCAAGCUCUUUAAUAGCAACGGGUUCCUCAACUACAUUGCUGUUUAAACAUAAGUGCACUCUCACAACCCUAUUUUCUUUUUGGUUACUCAACACAUUGACUAUACACUUUUUGUUUGUCUUUUCUUGUAAGCCUUCGAUAGUAAUGUGACCGAAAGGGUGGGGUUUUUCUCUGCUUCAGGGUUUAAAACUUCCUAAAAGCACACAAACCCUUUUAAAUAUAGCCAAACACCUGGAUUGAUGUCACAUUUUUACUGUAAAGGUCCAAACAUACAUAUCCAUUGCAGCCUUACCUUUUCUCAAGCAACAGCUAUAUUUUAGUGUGACGUGUUUACAAAAUAAAUAGCCUAGGAGGGCAUUAGAUGAGACAGUCUAAAACAUCAAGACUGAUUCAGACCUUCACUGGAGUCGCACCACACACUAAUUCACCUCUUCCUAUUGUUAGACCAAAUGUUAAUCAUCUGAUCCACCAGCAAAACUCAAGCUUCUUUAGGCCAUUCGGGAUCCUCAUUUUGCAUGGUUCUCCCUCAUUUGGUUACCUUUUGUUUUGUCUCUUAUGAACAUAUGAUAUAUAUGAACAUUCCCGACUCUUUGACUUUUGUGAUGUGUUUGAUCAACCUGUCACCCAUUCAGUUAAAUAUAUGUUAAAUAUAUAGUUUUAAAACUGGAUGGCAGAGAUGCAACUUUCUCUGAUAAAUAUUUUUAAGAAGCCUUUGAUACAGAACACAAUGUAUGGGCACCACUGCAUAUCUCAUUUUGGGUAGGCAUCAUGCCAAUUCUCAAUGGUUACUUGGUUAUUUUGAGGUACUCCGAACUCAGUGUUACUAAAUCUCUGUUUCUGUGUUUGUUUUUACAUUGUGCUCUGUUGUUUGCCUUACGCUGAACCUACGCACAUGCCUUGAAGUCCUCUUUUCUCUGUUUUUAUAAUUGUAUUCAUUGUUUAACCAUUUGCUGCUUGUUGGGUUCACACAUGCUACUCUGCCUGUAAAAUUCAUUCAUGUGAGACUUGUGUAAUGAACUCAGCUGCCAUAUGCCGUGGAAAGAGGACCUAGCCUUUUCCUGACACAUCUGUAUGAGAGCAUCUUAUGUUUUAUUUAUAUUACAGCCACUGUAUAGCGUACGUUUUUCUUUACUUAUUUCCCUUUUGUAUACUGUGAUUUACCACUGCAUUGUUGGGAGUCUGAGCCAAUACACAGCUUCAUUAUGGUAUAACAUUCUAUGUAUAGAAAAAAAAUUAAUACUAUAAGAUACAAUAACUUACCUUUUUUUCUGGAAUUUUAAUGAGAUUAUAUUAGAAAUGUCUUAUAAUCACAUUACCAGCUUAAUUGAAGACUACUGUAUGAGUUUGCACACAGAGCUGUCCUCUGUUGCUGGUUGAUGACUUAUAAUGUUAAAUUGGUCACCUUAUUAUUUUUUUUUAAUGUAUUCAGGCUACUAUUGUGCUACAAAUGUUCAUUUCUGCUAAACACACAUAUAGUAUAGUCCAUCUUAAUGCAUUGACUUUAUUUCCCUCUUUAUGUACUGUAUGUGUAUUUGUUAACUGCAAAGAUUGUAUAUUCCAAAGAUGUGUUUUAAAGUCAGCCAGGAGAAUGUAAGUGCACCACUUUUUGUAUAAAGAAGUGGUAAAAACCAACCAAUGUGAUCACCAGAGCAGCUUUAUUCUCGCUCCUCUCUCUCUCUCUCUCUCUCUCUCAUAUUUGGUCUCUCUUUCUCUUUUUGUGUGUAUAUACUAUCUCGUCCACCCAAAUUAUUGGUGGUGUUGAAACUGGUUAUUAAAUAAUCAUACCGAGUGGACAGCUUUAGCCUGUCACUCAAGGAUGUAAGUCAGUAAAUUGUGUCUUUUCUGAGACAUGUAUCCUGGCAGAACCUGCAAAGUAUGACUAUUCUUUCAAAUAAAUGUGUGAAACGCU